Messenger RNA from Parastagonospora nodorum SN15, 850 nucleotides. RefSeq lists its product as hypothetical. The transcript is spliced from 2 exons. Gene Ontology annotation, cellular component: cytoplasm; nucleus. The record is from RefSeq and is a predicted model, not a curated record. The coding region runs from base 13 to 726 and encodes 237 amino acids. Lineage: Eukaryota; Fungi; Ascomycota; Dothideomycetes; Pleosporales; Phaeosphaeriaceae. Gene Ontology annotation, molecular function: protein binding.
CGUGCUGCCACAAUGGACGAGUACAAGGCAAAGUAUGCGAUACAUGAAGCCUGUCGCGAGGGCCAAACUUCCAGGGUUGAGUCCCUCCUCGCGGCGAACCCUAAGCUAGCCUCUCUGCGCGACCCAGACGACCGCCUACCUCUCCACUGGGCUGUGUCCUUUAACCACCUGUCCAUCGUCCAGCACCUGGUGCAGGCCAAGAAUUUCGACGCUGACCCGGCGGAUGGCUCAGGGUGGACGCCGUUGAUGAUGGCAUGCUCGCGAAAGGACGCCGAAGCCAUUGUGGAUCUGCUAUUGAGCAAAGACGCCGACGUCAAUGCCAAGAACAACAACGGCCAGACUGCACUGCACUUUUGCGCGUCCAAGUCAAAUCUCGACAUCGCGCGCACACUUCUUAGCCAGAAACCCCCUGCGAGUGCACGGAUCAAGGACAAGAGGGGACAACUUCCACUGCACCGUGCAGCAGCUGCAGGCAACGUGCCCAUGAUCAAGGCUCUGCUUGAUGCCAAAAGCCCGUUGAAUGCGACAGAUAUGGACGGCAUGACGGCUCUGCAUCACGCGAUGAGCGAAGGCCACGGCGACGCUGCGCUGCUGCUGUUGACUAACGGAGCCGACUUCGACAAGAAAGACAACGACGAACAUGUGCCGCUUGAUUUGGCCCCAGAUGCGAAAACGCGCAAAUUCAUUGUGCAAGCAGCAGAGAGAGAAGGCAUCGACCUAGAAUAGGGCACAGCGACUGCAUGGCAACGUCUUCACAUUAUACCCGGCCACGGCGUUACUGGCAGCAUACUGGACUUUAUAGAAUUUAUGUAUAGGCGAGGCACUAGCGCGUGGUCCUCACAUCCAUGCA